AUGGUCUUCGCGCCUGUUGGCGCCGACGACAAUGGUGUUAGCCCGGUUGAGGUGGCAUCGCACUUCUUCACGGGCGUCAACGACCCGCGCGUCGGGACCAUGGACUUCUCGUUAGAUGGACGAUAUUUUAUUUCCUCCCACGCAGACGAUGCACUGCGGCUUAUUGAUGUUCUGUCCAUGCGGCACAAUGAGACAAUUCAGUUAGAGGCCUUCGGUGUGCACUGCGCAAGGUUCACCCAGUCCAGCGACGUGGUCUGCGUGGCCCCCCGGUACAGCAGCGACGGCCACUUGUAUUUGCUGAGUCUCACCUCGGCACAGUUGUUUUCUGCGAUGGCCUUUGUUAGCGACGAUGUAUCGGAGCUGCGAGCUGUGAGUAACACGCCGGUGUAUUCAACAAUAUCCCAGUCUCCCCAAAGCGACGUGAUUGCCUCUGUAUUUUCGACGCAAGGACGCCUGCUGCUGUUUCAUCCAUUAAUCUCCGGGGCGAUUGCGGCAUCCGGUGAACGGACUGUGCUAGGCAGCAGGGCCGCCGUGUCAUUUAGCCCCGACGGAACGAAGCUUGUCGUUGGAGACGACCACCGGGUUCAUGUUUUUGAUUACAGAAAGAUGUUCUCCGCUCCACUUGUGUCGUUGGAGAACAAGACGAUUUUCACCGAGUCGAGCGCGGCGUCGCGGUGCAAAGGGGCCGAGGUGAACGCCGACGGUUCCCAUUUGCUGCUCACGUCCUCCGGGGGGGAGGCGGUUGUGUAUUCCCUGAAGCAGGGAAGAGUGGCGUGCUCGUACUUCCACAACGUCGCCCGUCGUCACUUCAUCGGCGCCGGCGACGCCGUGGGCGCAAAAUUUGUGUUCCCCAACCUCACAAGCUCGCCGGUGGUGCAGUUGUCCACGUGCAUGAAUGCGGGGCGGCACCUGCUGGUGUACGACGGCUACGAUGGGCAGUUCUCCGGGUCGUGUCAGCGGGGUGCCCUCAAGUACGAGCUGCAGUGCAGAGACAGCGACGUGCCUGUCGCGUUAAGUGUCAACUCGAAGUAUGCGCUGCUGGCGACCGCGGCGAGGGGUGUGACGUGGUGGUCCUUCAACGCAUAG
Messenger RNA from Trypanosoma conorhini, 1086 nucleotides. Its product is annotated as COMPASS component SWD2. Gene Ontology annotation, molecular function: protein binding; chromatin binding. The coding region runs from base 1 to 1086 and encodes 361 amino acids. Gene Ontology annotation, cellular component: Set1C/COMPASS complex. The record is from RefSeq and is a predicted model, not a curated record. NCBI's taxonomy places the organism in Eukaryota, Euglenozoa, Kinetoplastea, Trypanosomatida, Trypanosomatidae. The transcript has a single exon.